AUGAAUUGGUAUAGGACAUUUUGUGAAGCAUAUCUACAAAAUAGUCGAUGUUGCCAUUGCCUUCUUACAGCUUGCAAAAGUACGUCAGCUGCUGAAGCGGUGGCAAGAAAUCGACAAAAAUUUUUACGCCUUCGGCCACCAAACGGUUUUAUUUCUGAACUGUCAUAUUUGGAGAAGAAGUUUUUAGCGAAAGUGCUCAAAGAAUUGGAGCAUUAUAUGUGGUUGAUGAGUGAUUCACCUUCUCGCAUCACUUCAGAUCAGUGGAUUGAGUUGUUACAGCUUCCUAAAGCUCCUACCAGGAUGCAUUACUUUCAUUGCUUAACUGAAAUGGAGGCAAAAGGUUCAAAAUCAGAUCAAAUGGAACAAACUGCUUGUCACGCAGAAGCGCCUUUCGACAGUAACCCUGUGAGGAAUUUUAAAAGGGAUUAUGUUUGGAAAGGUAGUAAAGGACUGAAGACAGUCAGGCUCAACAGAAAGCCACGUAUUGUUUUUGAUCUGCAGUAUGGAAGUGGAUUAAGAUCUGAAACUUCUGAAAUAACUGGUGAUAAAAUCUACAAUGCAAUCAGAGCAAACUUUGAAUACGCAGAACCGUUUUUGAUUACUUUGACAAAUACGGAUGUCUCGGAUUCCGAUAAUGCCAAUUUUUUAGAUUAUGCCAAGAAUGUUAUGAAAGGUCCAUUGGAUAAGGAUACUUACGUGAUUUGCUGUUCUUCUCACCCAAGAAUUGAGCAAUUAUUUCUUUCCUCCAAUAGAGGAAAAUACAACUUUUCAAGAUUACCUAUCAGAGAGUUUGCCAGGAAUCGCUAUCGUGUUUUUCCUCUAAAAACAGUUCUCAGGGUUUUUCAUGAGGUAUGUCUUAACAAUGGCGACUGGGAAGCAGCAGUCGUUGAUGUCUUUUCCAGGGAAGGGAAGGAAGAUGAUUGGGAUUUUGUUUAUAAACUGGAACGGAAAGAAAGGGCAAGUAUGGAUCAGAAGGAAGUGGCUAAACGGCGGUCCAAACUUAGUUUUCUGAUAGAAUCAGUGCUAGGCCAAAAAGCGCUUUAA
Enterobius vermicularis (human pinworm) is the source of this 1044-nucleotide messenger RNA. NCBI's taxonomy places the organism in Eukaryota, Metazoa, Nematoda, Chromadorea, Rhabditida, Oxyuridae. The record is from the annotation of a GenBank genome assembly.